This is a messenger RNA of Dreissena polymorpha, 885 nucleotides long. Its product is annotated as NADH dehydrogenase [ubiquinone] 1 beta subcomplex subunit 8, mitochondrial-like. Gene Ontology annotation, cellular component: mitochondrion. Lineage: Eukaryota; Metazoa; Mollusca; Bivalvia; Myida; Dreissenidae. The transcript is spliced from 5 exons. The record is from RefSeq and is a predicted model, not a curated record. The coding region runs from base 44 to 646 and encodes 200 amino acids.
GGAUUCGUUAAGAAUCCGGUAGUUGUAAUGACCGUAAGGCAUUAUGGCCGCUCUCCGUCGGUCUUGGCUUUUGGUUAAUGCACUUAAAAACAAACAUGCGCUGCACCUCCGGGAAAUAUCUAGCACGCAAUCUCUUUUAGCAGGCGCCUAUCAUCCUGACUGGAAGCCAGGAGAUUACCCCCAAACCCAAAAAGAACAUGAAGAAGCUGCUAAAAAAUACAACCUGUUGCCGGAAGACUAUCGUCCCUUGCCAGACGAUGGUUAUGGAGCAGGUGACUAUCCUGCCCUUCCAAACAUCGGAGAGGAACAGAAGAGUCCUUGGACCGACUGGGACGACCCGAGAAUGAGAAGAAACUGGGGGGAUCCUGUCCACAUUGACUUCGAUAUCCUUGUACCUGACCGAGCAGACCCAGCAAAACGAUACCGAUAUCCUCUGUGGUCCAUGUACGCGAUGUUCCUGUUUGUGUACUCCAUGUUCUUCUUCACGUGGCUCCUUUCGAUGAGAUACCCAAAAGUCAUGCCUAUGAUGGACAAGGUGUACCCCUAUGAAGAGUACAAAGUGAGGACAGCAUGGGCAGAGGGGGGUGUCAUUAUUCCUCCCACAAACAAGCGGCUUAAACAUUACACCUUCGAGCCCCUUGACUAGACAGCCAUAAGCUGCCUGGUUUAUUGUGCAGUGCGUCUGAAAGGAAUUUUUGUGCACAUGGACAAAGACACAGAUAUGAAAACUGUAUAAAAAAUAUUUGUGAAAGUAUCUGGAAAGUUUGAAUAGGUUAUUAAAGCUGAAGUACCGUUUAAAAAAAAGGUUUUUAUUUGACAGAUGGUUGUUUACCUUUGACUCAUGAGUUUAGUGUGAGAAGAAGUUGAAAUAAAAUAUUAAUUGUA